AUGAAGGCAAUAACACGGGUGUUUCUCAUGGUGGCUGUCACGGUGAUUAAUAUCAAUUGCGGAACCCUGUAUCUUUACUCGGCGUAUAGCCCUCAAUUGGCCCAAAGAUUAGGCUAUACAACACGAAAUGCCUCUAACAUUGCCACAGCUGGUCAGCAAGGAGUUCUUUUUUCGGCACCUCUAGUAGGACUGAUCAUCGAUAAAUAUGGCUACACGCCAGCGAUGAUACUGGGAUCAAUUAUGAGUUUUUCAGCAUAUUUCCUACUCAAGAUUCAGUUCGACCAUGAGACAUCAAGCGUGUGGAGAUCUUCCAUGUACCUCUGUUCAGUUGGAAUUGGAUCCACAUUCGUUAAUAGUGCUACCCUCAAAUGUAGUAUGUCCAUUUUCCCCAACAUGAAAGGUUUGGCAUCGUCGUUGCCUCUGGCAAUGUAUGGAGCCAGCGCUACAUUUUUCUCUCUGGUUGGGGCUACGUUCUUCCCGGGAGAUACGUCAGCAUUUUUAGGGUUUAUUGCCUGGGCAGGUCUUGUGAUUAGUUCUCUGUGCGUUCCGAUCGUUUGUUACUAUGAUUUUUCACUGAUGAAGAGUAAAAACAAAAAGUUUGAAGAACAGGACAAUGAGGACGAAGCUAAUGUUCAGCUAAUGAGCCCGACAUUCGCAAGCCAUGACAUAGAGCUGACUCAUUUCCAAAGCGAUGUAAUGAUUAGCCCUCGUCAUUCAAGACCUGUUUCACCGUUUGAAGUGGAGAUGGACCAUCCCUCCGACACACCUAAAUGGACACUUACCAGUAAGUCGGUCGAGUCACCAGAGAUGAAUAUCAGACAAUUAAUAAAACGGCCAGAAUUCUGGAUGUUAUUUGCGGUGCUUGGCUUCCUAGCAGGCUUGGGCCAGAUGUACAUUUAUUCUUGUGGUUACAUGGUUAAAGCAUUAACCGGAGGAUCAGAGGACAUACUUUCAAUUGCAGACUUUUCAAAAGGAAUCGACAAAUUCCCUUUAAAGGUGGAAAAGUAUUUACAAACACAGCAACAACUGCAAGUUAGUGUUAUUUCUAUAUCUUCUACUUUAGGCAGGUUGAGCAGUGGAGUAGUUGGAGAUUUGACCAUCAAGAAGUUUAAAAUCCAAAGGACUUGGUUUCUAUUUGUUCCUACUAUCAUCAUAUUUGCCACGCAGAUCAUGGGGCUUAUCGCCUCUUCCUUAAAGAGUCUCUUGGCGAUAUCAAUGUUACUUGGAUUCGGGUAUGGAUUCACCUAUUCGACGUACCCCGCAAUUGUUUGCGAUCUAUAUGGAUUGAACAAUUUUUCCAUGAAUUGGGGAGUGUUCAUGCUAUCAGCAAUGCUGCCCAAUAUGCUAUUGAAUCACCUAUUUGGAUCAGUUUACGACAAACAUAUCAAACCACUGAAUCUUGACUACUUGAAGGGGAGAAUUGAUGAUAAGACGAUGGAAGAACUUGUGGAAUUUUUGCAGAAAAAGCCAAUGAACGUAUGCGACGAUAAGGUAGACUGUUAUCGAGAAGCUUUCGGUUGGACAGCAGUGAUUAGCUUUGUGAUUAUACAGCUCGUAGUCUACAUCAACAUUAGAGGAAAGAAAAUGAGGGGACUAAUAAAAGUUGGAGGGAGAUUGGGCGGGAACUCUCGCGAUUCCUCGUCUGUGGACGGGGAAAGAGAAACAUAG
Messenger RNA from Komagataella phaffii GS115, 1668 nucleotides. RefSeq lists its product as uncharacterized. Gene Ontology annotation, cellular component: membrane. The coding region runs from base 1 to 1668 and encodes 555 amino acids. The transcript has a single exon. NCBI's taxonomy places the organism in Eukaryota, Fungi, Ascomycota, Pichiomycetes, Pichiales, Pichiaceae. Gene Ontology annotation, biological process: transmembrane transport. Gene Ontology annotation, molecular function: transmembrane transporter activity. The record is from RefSeq and is a predicted model, not a curated record.